Molecule: messenger RNA, 1274 nt
Organism: Coccinella septempunctata (seven-spotted ladybird)
Lineage: Eukaryota; Metazoa; Arthropoda; Insecta; Coleoptera; Coccinellidae
Product: tigger transposable element-derived protein 4-like
Exons: 1
Coding region: 1-1011 (336 amino acids)
Cellular component (GO): nucleus
Molecular function (GO): DNA binding
Source: RefSeq, a predicted model, not a curated record
AUGACUUAUGAUAAAACAAUGAGGUUUAAAGGAGAAAAAUGCUCCGGCGGAAAAAUGAGUAAGGACAGAAUUACUGUAAUGGUUGCGGCAAACAUGAGUGGAAGUGAAAAGCGAAAAUUGCUUGUUAUUGGAAAAUCGAAAAACCCUCGGUGUUUCAAGAAUGUGAAAAACUUGCCUGUUGUUUAUGAACAUAACAAAAAAUCGUGGAUGACCAGCGAUUUAUUCAUAAAAUUCCUUCAUGAUUGGGACAAGGAACUACAAAAAUCCUCAAGAAGAAUUUUAUUAGUGGUGGAUAACUGUCCUGCACAUCCAAGGGUUGAGGAUUUAAAAUCAAUUGAGUUGGGUUUCUUGCCUCCAAAUUGCACUUCAGUUCUACAACCAAUGGAUCAAGGUGUAAUCAAUUCACUGAAAACUCAUUACCGUAAAAUGCAACUGUUGGAAACUAUAAAAAAUAUAGAACUAGAAAAAGAAACUGCUAUAUCACUAUUAGACGCCGUUUUAAUGGUGUCUGCUGCCUGGGAAAAGGUAACAGCUAAAACAAUUCAAGGAUGUUUCCGCCAUGCGGGAUUUACUUCAACAAAUGAAAUGACAGAUGAAAAUGAUUCUGAUGAAGAAGAUAACAUUCCCUUGGCCCAACUUAAGCAACGUUGUAUUGAUACAAUAUUAUCAGAUAAUGAACUUUUGGAGCUAAUAAAUGUUGACACAGAAUUAGAAACCUGCGAAGACUUAAAUGAAGCUGAUAUUGUCAAGAAUAUUGAGAACAAUAGCGAGCCAGAAUAUGAAAACAACGAUGAAGAUGAUAAUUUUUUGUGUUCAGUGCCAUCAUGUGCCGAGGCUCUACAUGCAGUAUCGAUUUUGAAAAAAUUUGUUACUUAUGAAGGACUAAAUGACCAGAGAUUAUUGAACAGUAUUUCUAUGAUUGACCAAAGACUUGAACGUGUCUAUUAUGAGAAUUAUAGAUUUAAAAAACAAAGUAAAAUUACUCAUUUUUUUAAGCCUACUACUGUUUAAUUGUAUAUGUACAUAAAUAAGUUCGAUGUUGUAACAUGUACUUAUUUACAGUAUGAAUUUGAUGAUCUUAUCCAUGUACUCGCAUAUGUAUAUACCUAUUUGUAUUCGUUAUGUAUGCAGUUAUUACGAUCUCAAAAUAAAAUACAUAGAUAUCCUAUUUCUGAGUUCUUUAUAAAAUUUUUUGGAUAUAACGACCAUCGGAUAUAACGACUUAAUAUUCACGGUCCCCCCAAUGUCGUUAUAACCGGAUUUUACUGUAUAUA